GACGCGGCUUCUGAUGCGUGAAAUACCCUGUCCUGGGAAGUUGGAUCCGUCGUACACCUUAUCAGCUCCUCGCCACAUCACCGCGUCCUUGCAGAACCCUCUUCCAACGGCUCCAUCCCAUCACACACCUGCCACGGGGCAUUCAGAGCCAUUUGGAGGCCAGUCUUCCAUUGACCGGGUCGUUAGCAGGCGUCACGGUCAAGAUUGCGCCGUGUCUUAGGGCCAUCUCGUCGACCGGCUCUUUGCGCCCGACAUGAGAAUCCCACCGACGCCCUCCUAAACCGCGAAAACUCCCCAUCACCACAACACCUGAGAUCAUCCCGACUCAGAGCGUAUUAUGACCGACAUCUCAUCAUUGAUGCCGCAUGCUGACUCCCAGCUGAACUCGAUUCCCCCCUUCGCGUCCGCGUCCGCUUCCGCCCCUUCCGACCCUCCUUCACACCCCGACACCAAUGGUCAAUUCCCUCAGGUCGACGGCGUGGCCGAAGGCGAGGAAUCCUCCAUCAUCAAGUGCUUCUGCGGCUACCUGGACGACGAUGGCAAUACCGUGCUGUGCGAGGUAUGCAACACGUGGCAACACAUCGAGUGCUACUACCCCAACGUCGACGUUCCCGAGGAGCACUUCUGCCUCGACUGCUCCUCGAGUCCCCAGGCCGUCGACGUGAAGGCCGCCACCGAGCGCCAGCGCCGCCUCCGCGAGCUGCAGAGCGUCGAGGAGCGGAAGGCCCGUCGCGCGCCCGGGAAGACCCAGAAGAAGCGCGCCAACGUCAAGGAGUCGGGGCCGCCGUACAUCAACGGAUGGACGCACGAGGGAAGGGAACGCGCGAGUGGAAGCCCGAAGGAGGAACCGCCGUUAAAACGACCGAAGACGAGCCAUCGCGCGUCCGGAUCGGUCAGCUCGUUGAACCAGACGCGAAAACGAGCCGGCUCCGGGUUGCCGGCGAAGCAGAGUCCGACCGUCUCGCCGCCGACCCUCAACGGAUAUUCCGGCGAUUACUUUUCACCCGAAUUCAUGCAGUUACAUCGUCAGCAGGCGGCGUUCUCGCCCAUCGAAUCGAACUCAUACACCGGCUUGAACAUUCCCGAUAGUCUACAUAACUGGUUGAAGGAUCCGGACGCACUAGGCGACGCGACGCACGGGAAGACGCCGGCGGCAAUCUUCCAGCGGAUCGACACGCCGUUCGAGGAGUUGGAGAAGCAGGCACCGAGCAUCACAAAACAUAGCGUGGAAGAAAAAUCCAUCACGGUGCAAGAUCAGCAUCCGAUUCUGCAAUGGUUAGCCAUCGACUCCGCCGUCCCUCCGAACGCAUACGUUGGCGAGUUAAAAGGCCGCAUCGGACUGCAAGACGAAUAUUUCAACGAUCCGUCGAACCGAUGGGACGUCCUCCACCACCCCGAGCCGUUCGUGUUCUUCCCCCCUCACCUUCCGAUUUACAUCGAUGCCCGAACUGAAGGCAGCCAGCUUCGGUAUGUGCGCCGCAGCUGUCAACCGAACCUUCGCAUGCAGAUCAUCAUCGCGGACGACACAAACUACCAUUUCUGCUUCGUGUCGAAAUGCGAGAUCAACGCCGGCGACGAGUUAACGGUGGCAUGGGACCUCGACGAAAAGACGCGCCAAAUCCUCCAUCAUUCUGUCUCGAACGGCAACGCCCGAAAAGAAGGCAUCCACGGUGCCGACGACGCAUACAUCUCCCACUGGGCGACGGGCGUUCUGGUGAACUUCGGCGGCUGUGCCUGCACGCGCCCCCAAGGGGUCUGCUGGCUGGAGCGGUUCGACCGUCGGAACAACCAGCACUGGAAAGACGCGUCGACGACGCUGAAGCCGAAGGGGAAGAAGGGGAAAAAGGGCGCUAACCAGGCGUCCCCGCUCAGCACAGGGCAUGCGACGAACAGCCGUGCCGGCAGUGAAGCGAUCCGCGACGAGCCAGACGAGGAGAACGGCGACGGACGCUCGGCCACGGGCUCUUCGAAGAGCAAACCGGCGAGCCGCGACAUCACGCCGAUGAUGCAUGUCGACGGGAUGAAAAACGAGCUCUCGGGCCGCGACCGGAAGAAGCUGCAGGACGUGGAAAAGCUGUUCAAGCAGCAGGAAUAUGAGGAGCAGCACGGCCGCAAGAAGAAGCGCAACAGCGGCGGCUCGGCGCUCAACACGCCCACCGUCGCCACGUCAAGUAGUCGCUCCGACGUCAGCGAUCCCCGCCGCCGCGGCUCCUCCGUCAAGAAGCAAUUCCCUGACUUCGCCCACCCGUCCCCCACCGCCUCCACCGCGCGAUCGCCUUCCCACCUCCCCAACGGCGUCGCGCACGCCCCCUCCCCGCUCCACCCCGCCCGACUCAAGCAUCCCCGCGCCGAGUACACCAGCAUGUCGACGCAGACGGACCCCGACGCCAGCGUGUGGAUCCCCUCCCCCGUGCGCGCCACGCCCAAGGGACCGAUCCUCUCCCGCAAGCGGCGCCUGCUCGAGCGCGCGCGCCGCGACCGCAUCUGUCGUCUGGAGGCUAGCGAAAGUCAAAGUCAAAGUCCGCACAUCCCAUCAACGGCGUCAUCGCCGACGCAGAUUAAAGCCGAGCCCGCCGCGACCAAAGAUGCCGAGUCCGACACGGCGAUGCCGCCGCCGCGGGUGCUGUCCGAGCCUGAUCCCGCGUCGACGAGCGUGCCGGAGAUCGAGAUGCCGGACGUCGACGACACCAACGGGGACGGGGAUGGGGAAAAUGUAAUACCACCCCCCACCGAAUCCGAACCCGCACCACGCGAUCCGCCCCCGUUACCUACCGCCGCGAUCGUGACCACGAAGUCCGAAUCGCCACAUCCCCUCGCGCCACCCUGGCCAUCCGACAAAGCGCCUGCCCCCUCCUCCGACCAAACGGCCCCUCCCCCAUCCGAAUUCUCCCCCGUCAUCUCCCCGCGGACCGCCCUCCCUCCCCUCCCCACAAUCGCCACCACCAUAUCCCCCGCGCCACCGCAUCCACUACCGACGCCCUCCCCGAGCAUCCUCCCUACGCUCUCCACCACCACCACCAACUCCACCACCAGCAAUUCCACGACCCAAACCCCCUCCAACGCCAACUCCACCUCCAACCAUCUCACCGACUCCCCAUACACCCUCCCUCCCCUCCCCCCACUCCUCUCCCCCUCCCUCACCCACGCCCUCGGCCCCUCCCCGCUCAAGAAGAAAAUGAGCCUGUCCGACUACACGAAUCGGAAGAAGAAGGCGGCGGGGGCGGGGGCGGGGAAACCGAGUCGAUGGUCGGAGGGGGAUGGGAAGGAGGAAGGGAAGGAGGGGGAUAGAAAGGAGGAGGAGGAGGGGAAGGAGGGGGAGAGAAGGGGGGAGGUGGAUAGUCCGAUGAUGGAUGCGGUGACGGAGGAGGGGGAUUCGACAUCGACGACCCGGGAGGCGAAAGUGGAGGAGGAGGAAGGGGAUGCGAUGGCGGUGGAUUGAACCCCGGAAUUUCCUUGAAAAGUCCCCACCCGAAGGAAGCAUGGAUGGAUGGACCGACGAACGGAUCCAUCCAAUGACGAAUCAUGUACUACCCUCCUCGUUUUGCUCGAAUCACUGGUUGGCUGGCUUAGUAGCGCCACCGUCCGCAGUCAGUCCUCACAGAGACUAUGUUCUACAUCUGUUGUUUUGUUCGGUUUUCUUUUAGAAGGGGACGGGACU
Messenger RNA from Eremomyces bilateralis CBS 781.70, 3658 nucleotides. RefSeq lists its product as uncharacterized. The record is from RefSeq and is a predicted model, not a curated record. Bases 338 to 3439 code for a protein of 1033 amino acids. Gene Ontology annotation, molecular function: protein binding. The transcript has a single exon. Lineage: Eukaryota; Fungi; Ascomycota; Dothideomycetes; Eremomycetales; Eremomycetaceae.